AUGAACAAAAAAAUUAUAAGAUAUUACAUUCAUGAACAAGAAAUAAUAAUAUUUCAGGCUGGAUUUGCAUUCUUAGAGGCGGGAUCUGUUCGAAGUAAAAAUAUAACAAAUAUUCUGAUAAAAAAUUUCUCAGAACUUGUUUUUGGUAUAACGGCUUACUUGUCAUUUGGCUAUGCCUUUGCCUUUGGCAAAGGUAACAGUAUAAUUGGCCUGGAAUACUUUGGUUUAGCAACAUUAAAUCUAUCCAGCUAUUCACAUGCAUUCUUUCAGGUGUACAGAUAUAGAGAAUUCCAUGAUUUUGCCGGGUCUGGUAUGGUUCAUCUGAGUGGUGGAAUUGUUGCUUUGGUUGGAGCUAUCAUGCUUGGUCCUCGUAUUGGGAGGUUCAGGCCGAAUUUAAAGGUUGACAAGCCGAUUUCAGGUCAUUCGAUACCAUUGGUGGCUUUGGGAGCUCUUAUACUAAUAUUUGGAUUCAUGGCAUUUAACGGUGGAUCAAAGGGUUCCAUAACUAACCCUGGUGACGGGGUGGUGGUUGCCAGAGCAGUUCUAACCACUCUUAUAGCAUGCUGUAUAGGAGGAGGGGUAGUUCUAUUCAUUUAUAAACUACACCCUGAUGGUGUCUGGUCCCUGACAAAGGUAAUCACCUACUUCCUGAUGGUGUCUGGAAUAGCUGGAUGCUGUUAUGUGAUUGUAUCUAAACUAAUGGUUCGAUUCAAGAUAGACGACCCUGUUGAUGCCGUGGCAGUACAUUUUGUUGGAGGACUGCUUGGUAUGCUACUUGCUCCUAUAUUCAUGGACGAUGGAUUGUUGUAUGGAGCAACUGAGCGUGCUUCUCUACGGAUGGGAUGGAAUGCACUUGGUGUUUUAGUUCUUAUCUCCUGGAAUGGUGUUGCAGGAAUACUUAUCUUUGGAAUACUCAAGAAAUUGAAUUUAUUCCGUGCAAAUCCUAAGUUUGAAGUAGAAGGACUUGAUAUUCCGAAACAUGGAGAACCAGCUUAUCCUUUUGAGGCCUACAUAGAGGAAACAUUUGAACCUUCCACUACUGAUGUCACCCAGAGUUUUGGAUUACGAGUCCUACCUGAAGUUUGGGCGCAGAGGAGGAAGAGUUUUCCAAAUGAACCCUUAAAGACCCUGUCUAUUGUUCUGGACUCUAGGGUGCAUCCAAAUCAAGAACAACCCUUGCCAACUAUAGGAUAGAUCCAAGGACUGUUUCGUAAUUUCGCACCUUGAAGAUGUUCUAUUUACAAACCAAAAAACAUUUAAUCAAAUUUUUCUGUGCAUCAAUCAAAACAAUUUUUUUAUAUUUCUGUUUUUAGAUGUAGUCAAUUUAACGGUAAUAUUACAUCGUCUAUACGCAACAUCCCCCCUACUGAACUUCCGACCUACUGCAAUAUCGGACCUACGCCAGCUGUUUA
Molecule: messenger RNA, 1412 nt
Organism: Eurytemora carolleeae
Lineage: Eukaryota; Metazoa; Arthropoda; Copepoda; Calanoida; Temoridae
Product: putative ammonium transporter 1
Exons: 14
Coding region: 1-1194 (397 amino acids)
Biological process (GO): ammonium homeostasis; ammonium transmembrane transport
Cellular component (GO): membrane
Molecular function (GO): ammonium channel activity
Source: RefSeq, a predicted model, not a curated record